This is a messenger RNA of Fusarium odoratissimum NRRL 54006, 2158 nucleotides long. RefSeq lists its product as uncharacterized. NCBI's taxonomy places the organism in Eukaryota, Fungi, Ascomycota, Sordariomycetes, Hypocreales, Nectriaceae. The transcript is spliced from 2 exons. Gene Ontology annotation, biological process: lipid metabolic process. The record is from RefSeq and is a predicted model, not a curated record. The coding region runs from base 387 to 2006 and encodes 539 amino acids.
UCUAUGGAGAUAGUUCUUACUUGGUCCAGAAAAAAGACUUCCCCACAGCUUCAUCACCGCCAAAAUACUAUUUGGGUACAAUCCAUGAACCUUUGAUCUGUGUUACCUGUUUCUGUACCAUGAAGAAGCCAUAACUACCGAGGUACAAUUACAAGCCAGGCUUCGUUUCUUUCUUCCCAUCCAGGAACUUUUUCAGCACGAAUUCUUUGCUGCAUUUAUUGCCUGUUGCUACUUUGUUCCCGCCUCGUAGAAAUUGUCAACCAGCUUGCCUCAUGAUAGAGUCGUAGACGCCAAUACAACCCUACGAGAAGCGAGCUUGCCGAAAAGUUCUGCAACUGAGAGCAAUCAGAUUUGCCCCUGCAUAACCCUCCGAAGUUGUCGGCGCAAUGACAGUCACUCCUGUGGCCAAUCUUGGCAAUAUCGCCCGCGCCGAGUACAAGGCGCUAUUCGAUACAGAAGUUGCCAAAGGGAUUAGAGAACCCCUUGUUCUUCCUUUCUGCCUUUUCGGUCCUUUCAUUUUGCCUAUUGUCUAUUUGGCAAUCCCACAUCGAAAUCGGCCAUGGCUUUACCACGCACGAUGGCUUGUCGUCGCUUUUGUCGUUGCGUUCGAUGCUUAUAUGAUUCAGUAUAUGUCUAGCUACAACGUCGCUCCAGCAUAUGCGUCAGGUCUCAUGGGCGGAUGGGGUAUCUUGACGACUCUGAAUCUUUUGGUUUGGUCCGAUCCGCAACUCGACUAUGCCAGAGUUGUCAAGAUUCCCAAGGGCAACAAGUCGCAAGCAUCUUCAAAACAACUGCCCAUAGAUGUUGUCAAUGGAUCAAACCAAGAAAGCGUAAUUCGACAGCGAAAGGCUUACCACGAAGCCAUUGCACUUUCAGGGGACGCCGAAACCCAUGCCAAGAAUGGGAGCUCCAAAGAUGUGGUUUACGCCUGGCAGAAAUUUCCUGAAAACGGAUCGUUCGGUGAACGGCUUAACUGGACACUUGACCUUGCUACAAACUUUAGGGAAAUCGGCUGGAACUGUUCUAUCUCUUCCGUACCAAGGCCAGAUAUCCCAAGCAAUAUUCGCGAUGGGGAUCCUGUAUCCUUCGACAACAUGCUCAUUGUGUCUAGGAGCGGCUACUAUCGUAACUUGACCGAGAGGGAGUUUGUAUGGAGCCGUAUUCGCAGAGUCCUCCUCCUCACUUUUCUUUUGGACUUUUGCUCUGUUGCGAUGGUCAAGGAUCCCUACUGUGCCUAUGGGCCCGAUCAGGGACUUGAGCUCCCUUUAUUCCUCCGGCGGUUUCCUCCGUGGCUGCGCUUCAUCUAUCGCGAGCUCCUUUGUCUUGUUGGUAUCUAUGCUGCCAUCGAUGCCAUUUUUAGCUUGCAUGACCUUUUUCAGUUCUACGUUUUCUCCUACUUUUACCCCAUGCGAAGAGAGUUAUGGCAGUACACCAACAUCUUCGGUCCUAUCUCGCAGGUGCUUGAUAGAGGUCUUGCUGGUUGGUGGGGGGCGUUCUGGCAUCAAACCUUUCGUCUUCAGUUUGUUGCGCCCGCAAAGUUCCUCGUUGACCAUGGCUAUCUUCGAAGAGGAACACUACGUGCUCAAAUUGUUACCAUGUGCUUAUCCUUCAUACAGUCCGGUUUACUUCACGCUGGUGGAAGUUUAUCGUCUAUGCCAACCACAAAACCCUGGAGAAGUCCGCUCUUCUUUGCCCUGCAGCCUCCUGGCAUUAUCUUACAGCUUCUUUUGCUGCAGACUUUGGACAAGCAUUUCCCCGACUUCCCUCAAAGACUCCGGCAGGCAUUCAAUAUGGUAUUCACUCUGGGCUGGCUCUGUCUGACCGCAUUUUUCUUUACCGAUGAUAUUUCAUCUUCGGGUAUUUGGCUUCUGGAACCUGUGCCGAUUUCCCCCCUGCGCUGGCUUGGUUUCGGUUACCCAAACGAUCAUUGGUGGCGAUGGAGGAGAUAUAUGUUCCCAAUCUGGCAUUCAGAUAAGUACUGGUGGAAAAGUGGUAUACAGCUUUGAGGCUGGAACAUCUAGAUGUAAAGAAAAUAUGUUUAUCGGACACGCGCCAUGUUUGGGAAAGCAAGGGGUAAGUCGAUUAUAAUAUUUAUCCUAGACUAGUCCUCGUGCAUAGAAGAGACAAAGUUACUAGAGAUAAAUUGUUUAGCCAUUUC